This is a messenger RNA of Myotis davidii, 1779 nucleotides long. RefSeq names its product SET domain containing 6 (gene SETD6). Gene Ontology annotation, cellular component: nucleus. Gene Ontology annotation, biological process: peptidyl-lysine monomethylation. The annotation marks the transcript as partial. The record is from RefSeq and is a predicted model, not a curated record. The transcript has 6 exons. Lineage: Eukaryota; Metazoa; Chordata; Mammalia; Chiroptera; Vespertilionidae. Gene Ontology annotation, molecular function: protein-lysine N-methyltransferase activity; protein binding.
CUGCUGCUGGCGCUCCUCCACGAGCUGCAGGCCCCGGCCUCACCCUGGAGCCCCUACUUUGCGCUCUGGCCCGAGCUGGGCCGCUUGGAGCACCCGAUGUUCUGGCCGGAGGGGGAGCGCCGGCGGCUGCUGCAGGGGACAGGGGUCCCCGAGGCCGUGGAGAAGGAUUUGGCCAACAUCCGCAGCGAGUACCAUUCCGUCGUGCUGCCCUUCAUGGAAGCCCACCCCGACCUUUUCAGCCCCAGGGUUCGCUCCCUGGAGCUCUACCAGCAGCUCGUGGCUCUUGUGAUGGCCUAUAGCUUUCAGGAACCCCUGGAGGAAGAGGAUGAUGAAAAGGAACCAAACCCCCCCUUGAUGGUGCCUGCCGCAGACAUACUAAACCACGUAGCCAAGCACAAUGCCAAUCUAGAGUACUCUCCAAACUGUCUUCAGAUGGUGGCUACUCAGCCUAUUCCCAAAGGCCGUGAGAUUUUCAACACUUAUGGGCAAAUGGCCAAUUGGCAGCUGAUUCACAUGUAUGGCUUUGCUGAGCCAUACCCUGACAACACGGAUGACACAGCUGACAUUCAGAUGGUGACAGUGCGAAAGGCAGCAUUACAGGGAACAAAAGAUGAAGCUGAAAGGCUCCAGCUGUGCGAACGCUGGGAUUACUUAUGCGAACUAGAGAUGGUAGGGGAGGAGGGAGCCUUUGUGAUUGGGCGGGAAGAGGUGCUGACUGAAGAGGAACUGACCACCACACUCAAGGUCCUGUGCAUGUCUGCUGAGGAGUUCAGAGAGUUGAAAGAACAGGAUGGAUGGGGAGAUAAAAGGGAAGAGGACAGCCUGACGAUCACAAAUAUCCCCAGACUCAAAGAAUCAUGGAGACAGCUUCUUCGGGACAGUGUUCUGUUGACCCUGCAAGCCUAUGCCACAGACUUAAAAGCUGAGCAAGAUUUACUCGGUAAUAAGGACAUCUACAGCAAACUCAGCUGGAGGGAGCAGCAGGCCUUACAGGUUCGUUAUGGGCAGAAGAUGAUCUUACACCAGCUGUUGGAACUGACGAGUUAAAGCUAAGCGGAUUCCCUGCUACCUGAAGGAACAUCCCAUGAGAAGGGCUUUUCUAAGCUGAUAUUCAUGGAUGCUUGAAAAGGAGGAAAAUUUGGUGGUUAAUAAGAAAAGCCAAAGGAGCAAAGGUGUGCUAGGAUGAACUCUGAGGUAAGGGGACAUGUUUAAGGGUUGGGAGCAGCAGACGGGAAUUUCUGCUAAUUGUCACCAAGACCAAUUACCCCCCGCCCCUUUUUUUUAACUUCUUAAAACCAAAACACUUUAUAGCUGUUUUGUUCUCAGUUUGGACCAAAGUUAGCAGAAAUUCGAUUAUGAUAAUAAAAUAAAAGGUCUUGUAGUCCAGUGUAGUGUUUAACAACACGACCUUUGAAAGUAGACCUGGUUAAAAUUGAGUCUAUUUGGAACAGAAAAGACAACCUCAAGUGGAUUCCCACCCCCCAAAGUUUAGGCCUGGUAACUGUGUGUCGCUUUGACAAUUAACUGCUGCCUUAACUUUUUUAUAAGCAUUUAAUAAGCUAUGUCACUGGCACUCAGAGCAUGUUUUAACUCCUCAGCAGUCUGAAGUUUGCUCUAGAUGGGACAACUCACCCUCAGGGAAGAAAUCCUGACCUUUUUGUCCUCUCUGGCCAUAAACUUGACAGCCAUUAAAGGUGUAAGUUUCACAUAUACACCUACUCCUUUUAAAAUUAAAGGGCAUUUUGUAAUUGUUUAAUCAUAGAAACCUGCUCUAACAAU